This is a messenger RNA of Poecilia latipinna (sailfin molly), 3220 nucleotides long. Its product is annotated as RING finger protein 122-like. Gene Ontology annotation, biological process: ubiquitin-dependent protein catabolic process. NCBI's taxonomy places the organism in Eukaryota, Metazoa, Chordata, Actinopteri, Cyprinodontiformes, Poeciliidae. Gene Ontology annotation, molecular function: zinc ion binding; ubiquitin protein ligase activity. The record is from RefSeq and is a predicted model, not a curated record. The coding region runs from base 602 to 1072 and encodes 156 amino acids. Gene Ontology annotation, cellular component: nucleus. The transcript has 6 exons.
GAGGGCAAGAGAGUGAAGGAAGGAAGGAAGGAAAGAGGGGGCGGCGAAAGCAGAGCUGUGAUGCAGGCAGUGAAUCACAUGAGCAGGGAUCUGUUUACAAACCGAGAGCUGCAGAUGAGAAGUGGAGAAGAGAGACGAGGGAGGAGAGUGAACGUGAGAGGAGCCUGGAUCAGAAUUAAGAUUAGCGCCGUUGUCUUCCUGUGUUACCAACCCUGCGCCGUAGGUUCUGCGUAUGGAGCAGGGAGGCAGAUGGAGGCGCUGCCAUCGACUUUCCACGGGAGAACCUGCCCGGAUAACAGGGAAAUUCAUCCGUGUCGAUUUUCUUUGUCUCUCCACAGCAGGAAUUUGAAGCCAUUGAUAAAAAGAGUGACACAAGGAUAUAACAGUGACUUGGGAUUGCAUCCGUGAGUCCACGUAGGUUUCUUUGUCAUCCAUUGAAGAUACAAAGGCGGAUCUGACAGUCGAUGGGAGUGUUUAGUGGAUGGCUCCUUUGUGUUUUAAACUAAGUAAACCUGGUUUUAGUUACCAAUCCCAGAGAACUUGUUGAGAAACCCAAAACUUUUCCCGACUGAGUGCCGGUAAACCAUUCACACGUUAUUGGAUGCAUCCGGUUCACUGGUGUUACGGGUGUCUGUGUGACUUUGAACUGCAGCACUUUGUCCCUGACUGCAAGAUGACAAGCGAAAGUCUCUUCAACCUGCCGCUUAAUAUUUACAUCAUCAUCCUGGGCAUCGGCCUCUUCAUCCUCAUGCUCAGCCUCAUCUUCUGCUGCUACUUGUUCAGACUAAGAAGACAAGGUACAAGAGAGCAUUAUGGCUACAAUGAGGUAGUUCUAAAAGGAGCAGGAAAGAAACUGAGUCUUCUUGGUCAAACGUGUGCAGUAUGUUUGGAAGAGUUUCGCAGCAGGGAUGAGCUUGGAGUGUGUCCGUGUUCCCACGCUUUUCAUAAGAAAUGUCUGCUGAAAUGGUUAGAAAUCCGGAGUGUGUGUCCGAUGUGUAACAAGUCAGUUUGUCGAAUCCACAAUGAGCCCCAACAAAUGCCUGAGCAGCCACAGAGUCUCUCCGAGGUCUGAUAAAGGAGCCCUACCCAGCAAUGCACAGCAAUGCUCUCCGUUCAGCUGAACUCUCUGACACAGUUUUAGUUUUUUUUUUUUUUUCUUUCUAAAAAUGGAAAUUUUUUUGAGGCAGAGUUACUCUUGCAGAGAUUUUAAAAUAAACAUUGUUGUGAUCAGAAGAACAUUUUUGGAAAAAAGACAUGAGGUAAUGGUAACAACAUCUUAAUGUGGGGGUUUGUAAAUCAAAGUAAGAAUGCUUAAUGUUGAAUAUCUUGUGCUCAAGUUGGUUGAAAGUCAACAUCAGGUUGUGAGUUGAAAUAUACUUUUUCCCCCAGAUUGAUUGGUAACACCGUAAUAUCCUGGAUUUUGUGCAAACAAAAACUGACAGUGGUGCAACGAAAAGACACUGCUUUUAUGUACAAGGCAGCCAUAUUGAUUAAAACUUUCCAGUAAGCUAGCUGAGAAAGUUCCUGUGACUUUGAACUCAACUUGAAUGCUAACAUUCUCAGUACAUGGGCUCAUGCUAAUGCUAAGUGCCUUAAAGUCAUGUAAGCAUGUACUAAUAAGUUUUUAGCAUUAUAUUUCAACCCGUUCAGUGCCAGCAGAGAAGUGAAGUGACCUAACCAAGACGUAGACUAUGUAUUCAGGGCCAGUGGUAGCAAAAAAAAAGUGACAUACAGUGGACCCCUGUUGAUUUUUCUGUAGAACUUUGCCUCCAAAUUAUUUGCAGAAAACGUACUCGUUGAUUGGAAGCUGAGAAAUUUAGGCGCAAUGCAACGUGACACAUUAUUGGCUGGUGUUUGGGAAACAGCCAAUCCAGGAGCUCCCUACAUUUUCCUUAACGCUGAUUGGCUGAACCCACAAACACGAAGAUAAGGACAACAGACGUGUUGGCUUCUGCGGUAGUGCUACAACAGUUUUCGUUUCAUAUUGCAGGUUAUAAGGUAUACAGUUUCAAUUGUUAUAAUUAGCAGUUGCAAGCAUUUUAGAAGCGUUCCUAAGUAUUCAGUAUUUUAGCUCUUAGCGGACGGUUAUAUUCUCUAACCUCUGCGAAUAUCGAGAGCCCACUGUAUAAAGUUGAGUUGUUUACUGGUUGUUCAUGUCUUUUACGUGCGAAAAUUUUAUGUGAAUUCAAUAAGACGAAGUUCAAACCAUACAUUUCUUUCCAACAAAACAUUGACAAGGUGUAUCGUACACAGAAAAGAGUCAAUCGGGCUUACCAUAGUACACAGACUAAAUUGAUAUCUCUCUCCCAUAGUAACGACUCAUUAACGCGCCCGCCAUAUUGUGAGUGGCUUGGAAAAUAACGUAUCACUAGAAAGUAGAUUUUCAAAAUAAAAGACAUAAAAAUUACUUUGGAUUACGAAGUAAUUUUUUUGUGACCCCCAAAAAAGAUAUCUAAACAGUGUAAGUAAAUUGAUAUCUAAACACUGAAAGGUGUAUAUAUAAAGGUUCUUUCCCAUGCUAUUGUAAGUAAAUAAGUAUCUGAAUGUAGUUAAAAUUAUGAAGAUGUGAAACAAUAAGAGGUGCUGUACCUUAGGAAAUAUGUUUUUUUUUUCUUAGACCACCAAAGGCAAAACAGAAAAACCUUCAGCUGUUGAAAUUUUUUGGAACAGGAUUACUCUCUUUCAUACAUAAAAAAAAAAUGCCACUCACAAAAUGGCAGUGAAACUUGUAUAGGAUCCAUUUUCAAGCAAAAUCCAUUCUUCUAGUGGAUAUAGGUGACUUCCUCUGACGUUAAAAGGGUUUGGAUCAGUGAGAAAUUGUGCUAUCAAGUUGUGAAUGUUCCCAGAUGAUGUUUUGUAGUGAAAUUGAUCAUUUUUGCCUCCAGUUCUGCCUCAGAGAAAUGUUUUCAUGUCAAAUGCUCUCCAUAGACAUUCCAUCUUGUGAAAAUUGUGUAUUUUCUAUUCUAUUCUCUUUUUUUUUUAUUAGCAAGACUUUAAUCAAAUGAAGACUCUUCUUUGGGGAAAAAAGAGGUGGGGGAAUUAAGCCCACUAUACACCAACACACGAAGAAUCAGAACUCUGGUUUGGUCUAUGUUCUCUCAAAACUGAAAUGAAGGUUUCCACAGGUUCCCUUUAAUAAGAAGAAACUCCACACUGGAUUUUUUAAUUUACAAAACAUGGCAAUUACAAACUAACCAGCUAAUUAUAUCAAAAUAACAAA